AUGGCCACCUUAAACGCCACUUCAUCGUCAUCGACUCUCAGCGAUGGAGUCGAAGCAGACGUCGAAAGUCAAAUCCGUGAGCCCUCAACACGAAGCAUCCCACACUGGCGACUCGUGGCCAGCCAGGCCCUGAUCACAGACGAGGUCCUGAACCACAAGUACAAAGGCUCCGGCACCACAGAAGACCCGUACGUCGUGGAAUUCAUCCGGCACGAUCCCCGCAACCCUCUGGAAUGGUCGGGGUCGAAGAAAUGGUUCAUCACCCUGACCAUGGCCAUCGCGACCCUGGCGGUCUCAUUCGUCGCCUCCGCCUUCUCUGGCGGCGUCAAGCAAGUCAUCGACGAGUUCCACUGCAGCCAGGAAGUCGCCACACUGGGGAUCUCACUCUUCGUGCUUGGCUUUGCACUCGGCCCGCUGAUCUGGGCGCCGUGCUCGGAGCUGUACGGGCGCCAAGUGCUCUUCUUCGGCACGUACGCGAUGCUCACGAUCUUCAACGGCGCCGCCGCGGGUUCCAACUCCAUCACCACGCUGCUGGUCCUCCGGUUCCUCGCUGGGACAUUCGGCUCGUCGCCUCUCACCAACGCCGGCGGCGUCAUCGCAGAUAUGUUCCAGGCGAACGAGCGAGGCCUGGCGCUGAGCAUCUUCGCGGCCGCGCCAUUCCUGGGGCCCGUCAUUGGGCCGAUCGUGGGCGGCUUCUCCAGCCAAGCGCUUGGAUUCCGCUUCCUGGAAGGCCUGAUGGCCAUCUUCACGGGCUUUCUCUGGCUCGUCGGCGCCCUGACCAUCCCGGAGACCUAUGCGCCCGUCCUACUGAAGCGUCGCGCCGCAGCACUGGCCAAACGCACGGGGAAGGCCUACGUCUCGAUCAUCGAGCGGCGCCAGGGCAAGCAGUCCCCCGCAGCCGCGUUCAAGAAAGCGCUCACUCGGCCGUGGGCACUCCUCUUCCUGGAGCCCAUCGUUCUGCUCAUCUCCAUCUACAUGGCGAUCAUCUACGGGACGUUGUUCCUCCUGUUCGGCGCAUACCCGAUCGUGUUCCAACAGGGACGCGGGUGGUCGCAGGGCGUCGGCGGGCUCGCCUUCCUCGGCGUCGCCGUCGGCAUGAUCUCCGGCACCGCGUACACGAUAUUCGACAACAGACGGUACAAGCGCGUCGAGCAGGCCUAUGGCGGCGCCCCGCCGCCCGAGCAAGGCCGCCUCCCACCAGGGAUGAUCGGCGCCGUGGCCAUCCCCAUAGGCAUGUUCUGGUUCGCAUGGACCAACAGCCCCUCGAUCCACUGGAUCGUGUGCAUCAUCGGGUCCGUCCCCUUCGGCUUCGGCAAUGUGAUGGUGUUCCUCCCGUGCAUGAACUACCUGAUCGACGCAUACACUAUCUACGCCGCGAGCGUGCUGGCCGCGAGCUCUGUGCUGCGGUCGCUCUUCGGCGCUGCCUUCCCACUGUUUACGAGCCAGAUGUACGACGCCUUGGGGAUCCACUGGGCGAGCUCCGUCCCGGCGUUCCUCGCUCUUGCGUGUGCUCCCUUCCUCUUUGUGUUCUACAAGUAUGGGGAGCGCAUCCGCAUGAAGUGUAAAUAUGCCGCUCAGGCGCACGAGGUCAUGGAGCAGCUGAGGCUGUCGAGGCUGAAGACCAACGAUGAGCCUCCGGCCCCUGCCGCCGUGGUCGACGAGAAAUAA
Messenger RNA from Exophiala aquamarina CBS 119918, 1668 nucleotides. RefSeq lists its product as uncharacterized. The coding region runs from base 1 to 1668 and encodes 555 amino acids. The transcript has a single exon. NCBI's taxonomy places the organism in Eukaryota, Fungi, Ascomycota, Eurotiomycetes, Chaetothyriales, Herpotrichiellaceae. The record is from RefSeq and is a predicted model, not a curated record. Gene Ontology annotation, molecular function: transmembrane transporter activity. Gene Ontology annotation, biological process: transmembrane transport.